Molecule: messenger RNA, 10540 nt
Organism: Centropristis striata (black sea bass)
Lineage: Eukaryota; Metazoa; Chordata; Actinopteri; Perciformes; Serranidae
Exons: 4
Coding region: 73-1002 (309 amino acids)
Source: RefSeq, a predicted model, not a curated record
GCCUGUCAGACCCUCACAGGAGCUGUUGUCUAGUUGAAGCUUCACAGAGAUUACUCUCAGUUAAUCAUCAAGAUGGGGAACCAGCAGUGUCCUGCUGAGGACGCAGCCCACCUGGCUUCUGUUGCUCGAGUCUUCUGUCCUUUCCCAGACUACAACCCAAGUCCUCUUUUUGUCAACAUGGUGUCCAUCAACUCUUCACUUCACCUGAGGAACCACUACAGGGCAGUGCAGUCCUCCCUGAGCCCCAAGCAGCUGGAGGACUUCACCCAGGGCCUGAGGACCACUUUUGGCCGGGAGGGGAAGGUCACUCUUGGUGGGGUGGGGGUAGUGGCCCUGUCCCUGGCUGUGCUGUUUGACACUCUGGCCAGACAGGUCAGGGGAGAGUGGGUGUCUGACUCUGGGCCCAUUCCAGGUUUAUUCCUUAAAAACAUGAGAGGUUAUUACCCACCACAGGUCCACACGGUCAGCGAGUACCUGAGGCUGGUACCCUACAUUGCAAACAACCCCAGCAGGAUGAUAGAGGAGUCAGAGAGGUACCUGAAGCAGUUAAUAAUCGAUUGCCAACCUUUGGAGAAAUUGGGAGAAAACAAAACGUUUCCAGUAAAAGACGACACCACAGAAGUCAAUCGGGUACUGGGACACCAUUUUGGAACAAGCUUAACAACUCACCUUCACCGCAUCAAAAAUGGUACGACUCUUGACUUCAAUGGUGGAGGUCAACCAGAUGAUCUGAUCUUUAAUCUCAACUGUGAACCAGAGAUAGCAGGCAAAGAAUUUUUGGCUGAAGUGAAAAAAUCUGACAGCCGCACCCAAGAAGCUUUCAAAAGCUGCAUCAAAGACAGUGAGGAUAUAGAAAAGACUGUGCUGGAGCAUGUUGCCAAGUUAGUAUGGGUAGAUGCCAUCUUUAUGCCUGCAUUUGCAAUGGUACAUCAGGAAUUGCUGAUUGCUCAAAGAGAAGAUUUUGAUCUGAAGGCUGAUGCACUCGGAAAAUGGGUAGAAUAGUUGAAAAAAUGUAAAAAGUGAUGAUAGAUCAAGCCUUUGAUAACAUAGACAUUGUGCAGAGUAACCAUGCAACAUGUGACAAAGGAGUCAGAGUGAUGAGUUGUAAAGGUUUGACAUCUGAUAUAUUGUUGUUCUGUUUGUUUCUGUCUUGGUGUCACUUGGAAUAAUCAGUGAUUGUAAAACUUUGGAAGUACUGUAUACACUGUAUGCCCUGCAGAAUUUAACAAUGUUUCAAUAAAUAUACAUUUGACGUCAUGACCAUCUAUUCUGUGUUCAGAAAGUGAAAAAUGACGGAUGUGACAAAAGAGUCAAUAAUAUUGUUAGUCUAUAUUUUGGUUUCACAACAGUUAGUUUUAACGAGUUCAAAUGACCAUAUUUAGUUUAAAUUCAUCUGAAUGCAAAUCUUGCAGGUUAACUACAUAUAAUUGAUAUUCCAUUUAUUCACAAGGCCUCUCUGCUUUGUACUUCACUGAUUUGCUUGUUCUUGUUUCCCGAACACUAGUUCAGAGCUCAGCUGUGAUUUUCAUUGUGACAUUCACAUUUUAACUUCUAAUAUCUCCAUUACCAUUAAUGUGACAAUCUCCAACAGUAUGCUACUAAAAUCUCAUGAGAACACCGAUUGACUGUUUAGCAAUGCUGUCAGCAUGGUGGUGAUCCGGCUCUCAUAGAAUUUUUAGGCUGGGUGACGGACAGUUUUCCCCCUCAUUGACCACACCCCUUAACUAUGACAAAACACUGACAAUAUAUAUGUGUAUUCUGGUAAUCUCUCAUUCUUUUUCAGUGCGGGAAGUUUUGUGAUUGUUUGUUUUUUUCCAACUUUCAACCAGUUAGUGUUUCAAGUACAUGUCAAUGUGCUUUGGCGAGAUGAGUAACAGAUCAAACAUUAGUUCAAGAGACAGACACAAACUGUCCCAUUUUGGAGACAUCAGCUAAAUAAUAAUUAACUACAGGCUUGACGUCAUGACUCCACUUUGUCAGUGAUGUCCAGAGAGAGUCUGUCAGACCCUCACAGGAGCUGUUGUCUAGUUGAAGCUUCACAGAGAUUACUCUCAGUUAAUCAUCAAGAUGGGGAACCAGCAGUGUCCUGCUGAGGACGCAGCCCACCUGGCUUCUGUUGCUCGAGUCUUCUGUCCUUUCCCAGACUACAACCCAAGUCCUGUUUUUCUCAACAUGGUGUCCAUCAACUCUUUACUUCACCUGAGGAACCACUACAGGGCAGUGCAGUCCUCCCUGAGCCCCAAGCAGCUGGAGGACUUCACCCAGGGCCUGAGGACCACUUUUGGCCGGGAGGGGAAGGUCACUCUUGGUGGGGUGGGGGUAGUGGCCCUGUCCCUGGCUGUGCUGUUUGACACUCUGGCCAGACAGGUCAGGGGAGAGUGGGUGUCUGACUCUGGGCCCAUUCCAGGUUUAUUUCUUAAAAACAUGAGAGGUUAUUACCCACCACAGGUCCACACGGUCAGCGAGUACCUGAGGCUGGUACCCUACAUUGCAAACAACCCCAGCAGGAUGAUAGAGGAGUCAGAGAGGUACCUGAAGCAGUUAAUAAUCGAUGGCCGACCUUUGGAGAAAUUGGGAGCAAACAAAACGUUUCCAGUAAAAGAUGAUACCACACGACUCAAUCAGGUACUGGGACUCUUUUUUGGUUCAAGAAUAACAGCUCACCUUCACCACAUCAAAAAUGGUACGACUCUUGACAUCAGUGAGAUAAGAAAACCAGAUGAUCUGAUCUUUAAUCUCAACUGUGAACCAGAGAUAGCAAGCAAAGAAUUUUUGGCUGAAGUGAAAAAAUCUGACAGCCGCACCCAAGAAGCUUUCAAAAGCUGCAUCAAAGACAGUGAGGAUAUAGAAAAGACUUUGCUGCAGCAUGUUGCCAAGUUAGUAUGGAUGGAUGCCAAAUUUAUGCCUCUAUUUGCAAUGGUAGAUCCGGAAUUGCUGAUUGCUCAAAGAGAAGAUUUUGAUCUGAAGGCUAAUGCACUCGGAAAAUGGGUAGAAUAGUUUAAAAAGUGUAAAAAGUGAUGAUAGAUCAAGCCUUUGAUAACAUAGACAUCUUGCAGAGUAAACAUGCAACAUGUGACAAAGGAGUCAGAGUGAUGAGUUAUAAAGGUUUGACAUCUGAUGUAGUGUUGUUCUGUUUGUUUCUGUCUUGGUGUCACUUGGAAUAAUCAGUGAUUGUAAAACUUUGGAAGUACUGUAUACACUGUAUGCCCUGCAGUAUUUAACAAUGUUUCAAUAAAUAUACAUUUGACGUCAUGACCAUCUAUUCUGUGUUCAGAAAGUGAAAAAUGACGGAUAUGACAAAAGAGUCAAUAACAUUGUUAGUCUAUAUUUUGGUUUCACAACAGUUAGUUUUAACAUGUUCAAAUGACCAUAUAUGGUUUAAAUUCAUCUGAAUGCAAACCUUGCAGGUUAACUACAUAUAAUUGAUAUUCCAUUUAUUCACAAGGCCUCUCUGCUUUGUACUUCACUGAUUUGCUUGUUCUUGUUUCCUGAACACUAGUUCAGAGCUCAGCUGUGAUUUUCAUUGUGACAUUCACAUUUUAACUUCUAAUAUCUCCAUUACCAUUAAUGUGACAAUCUCCAACAGUAUGCUACUAAAAUCUCAUGAGAACACCGAUUGACUGUUUAGCAAUGCUGUCAGCAUGGUGGUGAUCCGGCUCUCAUAGAAUUUUUAGGCUGGGUGACGGACAGUUUUCCCCCUCAUUGACCACACCCCUUAACUAUGACAAAACACUGACAAUAUAUAUGUGUAUUCUGGUAAUCUCUCAUUCUUUUUCAGUGCGGGAAGUUUUGUGAUUGUUUGUUUUUUUCCAACUUUCAACCAGUUAGUGUUUCAAGUACAUGUCAAUGUGCUUUGGCGAGAUGAGUAACAGAUCAAACAUUACUUCAAGAGACAGACACAAACUGUCCCAUUUUGGAGACAUCAGCUAAAUAAUAAUUAACUACAGGCUUGACGUCAUGACUCCACUUUGUCAAUGAUGUCCAGAGAGAGUCUGUCAGACCCUCACAGGAGCUGUUGUCUAGUUGAAACUUCACAGACAUUACUCUCAGUUAAUCAUCAAAAUGGGGAACAUGCAGUGUCCAGCUGCCCACCUGGCUUCUGUUGCUCGAGACAUCUGUCCUUUCCAAGACUACAACCCAAGUCCUCUUUUUGUCAACAUGGUGUCCAUCAACUCUUCACUUCACCUGAGGAACCACUACAGGGCAGUGCAGUCCUCCCUGACCCCCGAGCAGCUGGAGGACUUCACCCAGGGCCUGAGGACCACUUUUGGCCGGGAGGGGAAGGUCACUCUUGGUGGGGUGGGGGUAGUGGCCCUGUCCCUGGCUGUGCUGUUUGACACUCUGGCCAGACAGGUCAGGGGAGAGUGGGUGUCUGACUCUGGGCCCAUUCCAGGUUUAUUCCUUGAAAACAUGAGAGGUUAUUACCCACCACAGGUCCACACGGUCAGCGAGUACCUGAGGCUGGUACCCUACAUUGCAAACAACCCCAGCAGGAUGAAAAAGGAAUUAAGGAGGUAGAUACUGCAGUGUGUGUUUGUGUACAUGUGCCCUGUGAAAUACAUUUGUCACUAUUGAAUGUGUGUACUGUUUAUCUCACCAAGGUACCUGAAGCAGUUAAUAAUCGAUGGCCGACCUUUGGAGAAAUUGGGAGAAAACAAAACUUUUCUGAUAGAGGACGACAUCACAUUAGUCAAUCAGGUACUGGGAUACUAUUUUGGAAAAAGCUUGAAAAUUCACCUUCCCCGCAUCAAAAAUGGUACGACUCUUGACAUCAGUGAGAUAAGACAACAAGGUGAUCUGAUCUUUAAUUUCAACUGCGAUCCAGAGAUAGCAGGCAAAGAAUUUUUGGCUUAAGUGCAAAAAUCUGACAACCAUACCCAAGAAGCUUUCAAAAGCUGCAUCAAAGACAGUGAGGAUAUAGAAAAGACUGUGCUGCAGGAUGUUGCCAAGUUAGUAUGGAUGGAUGCCAUCUUUAGGCCAUAUGCAGUGGUAUUUCAUGAUUCGCUAAUUGCUCAAAGAGAAGAUUUUGAUCUGAAGGCUGAUGCACUCUGAAAAUGGUUAGAAUAGUUUAAAAAAUAUAGAGAUGAUGAUGGAUCAAGCUCUUAAUAACAUAGACAUCAUGCAGAGUAACCAUGCAACAUGGGAUCAGUUAUAAAGGUUUGACAACUGAUGUAUUUUUUUUAUUUUAUUUUUAAAUAUUUGUUUAAUCUUUGUUCAACCCUUUGGGACCAUUUCAUAUUUUGUUCCUCUCUGUUAAAUUUCAUGAAUUUAUACUCUGUGACUAACAGUGUCGUAACUCAAACUACUGCUUCCUAUCUGGGUGUCACUUGCAAUAAACAUUGACUGUAAUAAUAAAUAUACAUUUGAUGUCAUGACCUUCUAUUCUGUGUAAAGAUUAGUAGAAAAUGAAAAGAGAAAAGGACAGAUGUCAGAAGUAAAAUAUUACCCCGUAGCUUAACUACAUAAAAUUGAUAUUUCAUUCAUUCACAAUGCCUCUCCACUUUGUACUUCACUAUAUGUUUGAUGUCACUUCUGCAAAACCUCACCUCAGUUUGUUUGCAAAUUGGUAUAUAAUGUUACAUAAUGUAUUUAAGGCCCCACCAUUACGCAAAUUAUAUUACGAUGCAAACACACCCAUACAAUUUGAAGCUGAAUGCAAUUUGUCUCCUUACACAGAGUAUAGAUGUGCUAGAGUUAAAGUGUUGCUUGUGAACUGAAUAAUUCCUAAUCAGAUGCAUACUUGGGCUGGGCUUGUGCUUUUUUUCUGCCUCGGCUUAUUUAACCGCAAACAUACGUGUUUCUUCAGAGAUAAGAGAGACGCAAAUUGCGUCUCUCUCUUGCCCUUUGUGUGCACUAUUGCGUCACGCAAUAGUGCACACAAAGAGCAACAUUUAAAUCUCCAGAGUAAAGCCUGAUUUCCACCGGGCGUGUUACAGCUGCGCCGCAGUCGCCGUUGCUGAUCGCUGCAAAUCUAAUCACUGAGAGCAUUUCCACUGGGCGCGCCGCGGAACGUUUCAGCAACGUCUCAGCCACGGCUUGCCGCUCUGCUGCGCGAUCAUUCCGUAGCAUUUCUAUUUUCUCCGCGAGACGCUGUUAAACCUCAUAAAUCUCAACAGAGCAGAUCGCACCAGACAGGAAGUCUGACUCAGAAUCAACAUAAUACCCUUCCGCCCCCUUUCAAAAUAAAACACAAUACGUAGUUCAUGCAGCCUAAAACUUAUUCACAUCAACAUUAUGUAAUGGCCAGGGCACCAGAUCAGCAAUCAGUCCAUCAAACAGAGGGUCGUAGACACGGACUACAAGAGACUGAUUGUUGAAGUGGAACAGCAUACAAUCAUUUAUGACAUAACAUAUUGUUUUUAUAAGGAUAGAUGGUCAGAUCAACAGAUCUUCCACGUCGGAGAGGCAAAGUAAGCUGUUGGUUGUUGUUGUUUACUUUAUACACAGUUUAUUACAGGAUCUCACGGUCUCCCGUAGGUUCAGGAUUAUCACGUGUUCUCGCUAUCUCGCAUGUAAACUGCUGGCUCGCUACUCUGCCGUUCCGCGGCUGUUCCGCACCCGGUGGAAAUCCCCAGUAAGACCAGCCGAUCGGAAAAUAAAUAAUAUUAAUUAAUGUACUGUGUUCAUCUACACAUCCAAAAGAAAACACACACACAGUCCAAUUUCAUACAGUGAGUGUAUGUGAGUGCAUCAGCCAGGGCUGGACUUUCCACCUGGCAUACCGGCAAAUACCCGGCUGGCCGGCAGGUCUUUUGGGCUGAAUGAUUUAAAAACAAAACAAAAAAAACUUAAUUUUUCAUUUCUUUUUUGUGUGAUGAUCCCCUCCCCCUCUGGGUGUUGUGCCAUUCUGGAUUUCUCUUCCUGUGUAGGAGGAGCCACAGGACAUGCCACUCCAGUCUGCAGAGGCUGGAGGAGCACACCUGACUCCACUCUCAAUUACUGAGGUUACAUAGAGGAGCUGAGGCCUCAGUUCUCGCUCUCUCUUCUCCUCCACAGCCUCCACCUUGGUUUGUUGAGUUGGUCUGGUUAUGUUGGUUUUGUUUGGUUGGUUGGUUGCUUUGGCUUAUACACCUGCAUUUCAUCACGUCGCAUGCAUGCACACACCUCACCACUGAUUUACUGACUCACAUAAUUAAGUUUCUUUGUGUUGCUUUUGGUAAAUAAAAUAAACAUUACUUUAUUAUAACUUCAAAACAUGUGUGGUCUCCUUGUUUGUCAUGAUCUAUGAGCUGGUUCAUGACAUUUGGUUGACUGAUUGCUCAAUGGCCAAUAAAACAGGUUGAACAGGGCUGAAGGCCAAGGCCCCCUCCUCCUUGGCCCCUUCUGCUGUCAAUCGGCCCGUCAGGUCUUUUUGGCCGAACAACCUUGUUUUUGGUAGACUUAUUGGCCAAUGGUCAAUUAAAAAAACAGGUAGAGGGAGGGCCAAGAGCCCUCCUCCUUGGGCCCAUUGAACAGCCAAAAAUUAAAAACAUAGAAGUCCUGGAGAAAUUAAGAGAAAAACAAACAACAAGCCCUUCAGGCAGAUGCUGCCAAAUGUGUUAAACUAACUGAAAUGUUUACUGCUACAGCAGCUGGGUCUUAGUUGGUACCAGCAGGUGAUAAUUGAGGUGGCCUUUAGGGAAUUAGGCGAGAGGUCAACAUGUUUAAAAUGGCAACCUUUAUGUUAAGCUAUGAGGACGUUUUGAUCUCCUGCCUCUGGUAAGUGCUCCUGUGGACUGUAUUAUGAUAUGAUUUGAGGGAAUUGGUUCCUAUCUCUGUUGGGAAGAGUUAUUGACUACAACAAGGUUCUGCAUACAAAUGCUGGACUUUUGCUGUUUAUCCGCAAACACUGGUCAGACAGUGAAGUUAAUAAAAGUGAUCCUGAUCAAAAGGCAAAAACUGAUCGAUUUCAAGCAAGAAAGCAUGACUAACUUUAACUUGAUUGGACAUCUUUGGAAAAGAGAUAUGUGUCAAUUCCUUCUUCUGGACUAUUAGUCUUUGUUCUGUUUUUGGUUGUGAAAUGUUUGCGAGCAGACAGUCACUUCUACUUGUCCUUUCCAAGCCCAACGAACAAGAAAAGGGUAUUAAUCCUGUGGGUCACAGGACUUUUGUGGGAUUCCUCUGGGGUGACAGUCAGUUUUAUUAUUCUUCACGACACUGGGAUGGUAAAGAAAAAGCAACUUUUAGACAGUUAGUCACUGUGUCAAUGCACAUGUCCUUGUGCUUUGGCAAGAUUGACUCACAGAUCAAACAUAACAGAUCAACAUAGUGUAAGAGAGAGACACAGGCUGUCCCAUACUGGCAAGGACAGCUAAUUAAUGAUUAAUGAGAGACUUGAUGUCAUGAUUCCACUCUGACUCUAUAAAUAAUGUCCAGAGACAGCUUGUCAUAUACACACAGCUACUGGUGUUAGUUAAAUCUGUUUUAACAGUGUUGUUGUCAGUUAAUCAUCAAGAUGGGGAACCUGCAGUGUCCUGCUGAGGACGCAGCCCACCUGGCUUCUGUUGCUCGAGUCUUCUGUCCUUUCCCAGACUACAACCCAAGUCCUCUUUUUGUCAACAUGGUGUCCAUCAACUCUUCACUUCACCUGAGGAACCACUACAGGGCAGUGCAGUCCUCCCUGAGCCCCAAGCAGCUGGAGGACUUCACCCAGGGCCUGAGGACCACUUUUGGCCGGGAGGGGAAGGUCACUCUUGGUGGGGUGGGGGUAGUGGCCCUGUCCCUGGCUGUGCUGUUUGACACUCUGGCCAGACAGGUCAGGGGAGAGUGGGUGUCUGACUCUGGGCCCAUUCCAGGUUUAUUUCUUAAAAACAUGAGAGGUUAUUACCCACCACAGGUCCACACGGUCAGCGAGUACCUGAGGCUGGUACCCUACAUUGCAAACAACCCCAGCAGGAUGAUAGAGGAGUCAGAGAGGUACCUGAAGCAGUUAAUAAUUGAUGGCCAUUCUUUGGACAAAUUGGGAGAAAACAAAAUGUUUCUGAUGAAGGACGACAUCACAGUAGUCAAUGACGUACUGGCUCAAUUCUUUGCACACAGUUUGAAGUUUCACCUUUACCGCAUCAAAAACAUUACAGCUGGUGAGUUUGAUCUUCGUGAAAGACACCCACCAACUGAUAUGGUCUUUCGUCUCAACUGUGACCCAGAGACAGUCUACAAAGAACUUUUGGCUGGAGUGCAAAAAUCUGACAACCGCACCCAAGAAGCAUUUAAAACCUGCAACCCAGGCAAUGGAUAUGAACCAAAGAGAUUUCAGGUCUUACUAAACAGGCUAAUAUGGGAAAAUGCCAUCUUCAUCCCUGCGUAUGCAAUUGGAGAUGCAAGUGCAAAUAUUGCCAAAAGAGAAGAUUUUGAUUUGCAGGCUGAUGCACUUGGAAAAUGGAAAUAAGAAGUUUACUUUCAGAUUGUCCAAAUACAGCUGAAAAGGAAUGUACUUAUAGUCCAUAUUAGAAGUACAGGGAUCAAAGUCAAGAUCAGAUACAAAAGGUAGAAGAUGAAACAAUUUGAAUACUUAAAGUCAGAUUAGGCAUUGAUCAAAUGUGCAUAGACAUCAUGCAGGGAUAACCAGCUAACAUGCAACAAUGUCAUCAGAAUGUGAUCACUCAUGUACUUUACACACUGUCCAAUUGAGUUUUCUUUAUUUCACUCAGUGCUUGAUUGUUUCUUUGACCCUUUGAGAAUGUUUCGUGUUUUGAACUUUACACCCUCCUUCAAUUCCCUUAUAAAAGGUGAAUAAAAACUAUCCAUCCAUCCAUUCUCGUCGCUUGUCCGGGCCGCGUCGUGGGGGCAGCAGGCUAAGCAGGGCAUUCCAGCUCAAAAAAAAAAAAAAAAAACUAAUUGUAUUACAUUUUGAAUUCAGAUUUGAACAUUUUAAGUUUCAGUUUGAAGAUGAAAUAUUUUUCUUUGCUCAGUUUGCAACUAAAUCUAUUUAACAAAGGAUGAUCAAAUGAAUGUAUUCUGUUUUAUUGAGGUUCAAGACAACGUCACAAUUUUUUUGGGAAUCUGGGUUGUUCAUUUGUUUUUUUAAUGUAAGAUUUUGGAAAUAACAAGUGUGGUUCAUGUAUUUGAUCUUUGUAAGUAUUCUAUAUGCUGUAUGCCCUGCAGUAUUAUUAAUGUGAUAAUAAAAUGUGUUUACAAAUUACUCUUUUCUCUAUAAACAGAUUCUGUAUCUGUAUUCAGAAUCUGAAGGCAACAGAACAAAGAAGUGCUGUGGUAUCCAGCUGUGGUUUGAGUAGUUUUGACUUUGGUUGCAACUGUCCAUGUGGAGAGCAAAUCAGGUGGAAUGGACUCUUUCUUUUACCUCUUGCUUAUUUGACCUUACUUACUGAGUGUGAAACAAUUCAGUCAGUUUGUUUGGCCGGCCCUUUGAGACCAUUUUGUGUCCUAACUUUUCUUCCUCUGUCCAAUGUCAUGAAUAAUAAUAGUAACAGUGUUGUGUGAUGAAAUAAGUGGUUCUAAAAUUCAAGAAAUAGUGUAAGUUCUGUAUGUGAUAUGUGUCUGUAUACUCUCUGUAUGUCCUGCAGCAUUUUCACUAUGUCAGUAAAUUCAUUUUUUAAAUUUU